Molecule: messenger RNA, 5668 nt
Organism: Archocentrus centrarchus (flier cichlid)
Lineage: Eukaryota; Metazoa; Chordata; Actinopteri; Cichliformes; Cichlidae
Product: putative homeodomain transcription factor 2
Cellular component (GO): endoplasmic reticulum
Source: RefSeq, a predicted model, not a curated record
AACCGUCGGCGGAGGUCAUUUGCUUAAAAUAUAAUGGCGCCGUUAUGCGGCGGUUUACGGUAAGGGGGCUGAAGUAGUAUUUUUACAGUGAGCGUCAGAAAGGGAAAAGCUAAUGCUUGAAACAUCGCCGAACGAGAUACUCAGCAUCUCCUCUAGACAAUGGACAAGGCUGGCUAGCUUAAGUUCAUCAUAAACUACGCUUACAAAGCGCGUUUUAGCUUUGUGUGUGGACUUGGAGCCGCCGUCGCAGUCAAAGAGUCAUCCAGCUCCUGCCGCAAUUUGGCUUUGAGAACAAACACGUCAGCUGCACGACCCGAACAGAGUCUAAGAUGCCCUAGGCAGAGAGGAGGGAAAUGUAAAUGGCUUCCAAAGUAAAAGAUGCUGUGGUGUGGUACCAGAAAAAGAUUGGCGCCUAUGACCAACAGAUUUGGGAGAAAUCAGUGGAGCAGAGAGAAAUAAAGUUUAUUUCAUUGGGCUUGAGGAACAAGCAGAAGACGGGGCACGUUAAACCAGAUCUCAUCGAUGUAGACUUGGUUAGAGGGUCUGCGUUUGCCAAGGCCAAACCAGAGAGUCCGUGGACGUCGCUGACCCGGAAGGGGAUCGUUCGAGUCGUCGUCUUUCCGUUUUUUUACAGAUGGUGGAUCCAGGUCACCUCCAGAGCUAUUUUCCUCUUACUGCUGGCACUCUAUCUGCUGCAAGUGGCUGCAGCAGUCCUGUAUGUGUCCAUCCCUCAGCCUCAUGGGAUACCGGCCACCGAGGUGUUUGGAGCCAUCUGGCUCAUGUUGUUGCUGGGCACCGUCCACUGUCAGAUCGUUUCCACCAGGACCCCAAAACCAGCCUCCACCAGUGGGGGGAAGAGACGCAGGAAGUUGAGGAAGGCAUCUCAGAUGGAGGUGCAUAGGGAAGGCGACGGGUCUAGCACUACCGAUAACACACAGGAGGGGGCGCCACACUCCCACUCAGCCAGCACCACAUACAGCCUGGGCGCUUUCUUCCAAGAUUCUGGCAUGAUAUCUGUAAAGCUGGGUGUGUCCAAGAAGUCCAAGCUUUCUAUCGAUAAAUCCACAGAGACGGACAACGGCUACGGUCGGCUGGACGGCCGAGUGACCAAUCGCAGUAGCGAGGAGGGGCUCCAGCUCCACGAGCAGCGAUGUGAUUUGUUAAACAGGGCUGAUGAGGUGUGCUGGAACUCACAUGUUCAGCCUCCACAGGCUCACACAGCCCGCAGCACUGGGCUGCUGCUGGCCGGCGGUAAUAAGGAGCCCGCAUCAGAUGAGGCUUCCAGUGAGGAGGACCCCGAAGCGUCCUACAGCGCUCUCCGCAGGGGGGUGGAAAGAAUGAACAGUGACUGCACGCUCCGAAAUCGCAAGAAUACGCACCACUAUAAGAAACACUACCCUGGGGAGGAUGUCCCAAAGUCCGGGACCAGCUGUAGCUCCAGAUGUUCAAGUCUGAGGACUCAAGACUCGGAGAGCACUCGACAUGAGUCAGAGACUGAGGACCUGAUGUGGGAGGACUUCCUGCACUGCGCCGAGUGCCGAUCAUCCUGCACAUCAGAGACAGAGGGAGAAGGAGGAGGAACGCCCGUGUGUCCUUCUGCUAAGAAGGAAUACAGAGACGACCCUUUCCAUCAGGGUCACCUUCCUUGGCUGCACAGCUCCAACCCCGGCCUGGAAAGAGUGAGCGCCAUCGUGUGGGAGGGAAACGAGUGCAAGAAAGCAGACAUGUCUGUCCUGGAGAUCAGCGGCAUGAUCAUGAACCGAGUGAAUCUUUACACUCCUGGCAUUGGUUACCAGGUGUUUGGGAACCUGGUUUCAGUAACACUUGGACUCACACCCUUCGUUUACAGACUGGCUCAGUACUGUGACUUGGAUCAGCUGACCACUCUCUCAGCCAAUGAGCUGCUGUCUGUGGCGCUGGGGUGUGGGUCUGGUUCAGAUGGCCUGGUAAUUACCAUGGUAACGCUCAGCUUCCUUGUGCGUGUUUGCCUCAUCUGGCUCUUCUUCUUCCUGCUCAGCGUGGCAGAGAGGACCUACAAACAGAGACUGCUGUUUGCCAAACUGUUUGGUCCCCUGACUUCGGCCCGAGAGCCAGGAAGUCUUGAGGUCCCACAUUUUAGGCUCAAGAAAGUUCAGAACAUCCAAGAUGUGGCUGUCGCUACGCUCUACCUCAAGAGACGGGGUCCUCAGCGUUCAGUGGAUGUCAUUGUGUCGUCUGCUUUCCUGCUCACGUUGUCGGUCGUCUUCAUCUGCUGCGCUCAGUUGCUCCACGUCCAUGAAACGUUCCUGGACUGUCACUAUAACUGGGAGCUGGUGAUCUGGUGCUCCAGUCUGACUCUGUUCCUGCUCAGGUUCGUCACACUGGGCUCAGAAACCAGCAAGAAGUACAGCAACACCUCCAUCCUGCUCACUGAACAGAUUAACCUGUAUCUGAAGAUGGAGAAGAAGCCAAACAAGAAAGAGGAGCUGACACUGGUCAACAAUGUGUUAAAACUGGCAACCAAACUACUCAAGGAGUUGGAUACUCCAUUCAGGCUGUACGGUUUGACUAUGAACCCUCUGCUCUACAACAUCACCCAGGUGGUCAUCCUGUCAGCUGUGUCAGGAGUCAUAUCUGACCUGUUAGGAUUUAACCUGAAGUUGUGGAAGAUUAAAUCAUGACAGUGAACCGAGAAACGGCGUCAACACUUGACUCUCACUGACCGGCUGAACGCUCGUCCGACCGGCCGACUCACCGAGAGACGGGGCGUCGGCCUCGACAUAUCAGAGUGCUUUGACCUUCAGCGUUUCCACUUUGUGCAAUUCACAGACUAUUUAUUUACCCAUUCAGUGUUUAUACUUAGGGUUUAUUUGAAUUCUAGUUUCUUUCAUGUUUUUGUGUUUUUGCGACACAGUUCAGUUUUACCUGUCAGAAAGUGUUUCCCCGAGGUUACUGCUUUGGUGGGGCGGCCUCAAAGGCAAUCCUCCCCUGUCAUUUCAGACGGAUUAAUGUUGUCGGGAAGCUUUUUGCAUUUACACGCAUGAUGUUGACUUCAACAGGAAUAAUAUCUUUACUUUGUUUGUGUGUGUGUGUGUGUGAGAUGAAGGGAGGAGCUGAGCACAAACAAAAACACAGUCCUUUGCUUUAUGUAGAUAUCUUUUUUUUUUUUUAUUAUUAUUUCAUUUUUCACCUUAUUUUUCCCCCUUGCCCCGUGUAGGAGAAAUACUGUGUGAACAUAAGUUAUUAUUAGGUGAUGGUUCAAGUUCUCAGCUCGAGCUGCAAUUUUUCAGGUUCGAAGGCAAAGUAUUGAGUUACCAAUGGGUCAAAAAUCUUUUAUUGUAUUUUUUUUUCUUUUUGGCUUAAACUGAAUGUUCUUAUUUAUAUGUUGAAUUUCAAAACAGAACUUAAAAACGAUUUUUAAAAAGCAAACGUUAGUCCAGUGGUUUUAUUCUAACAAAGUCUGUCAGUUUUUUAAUUUUUUUUACAGCCCAAUACUGAAGGUGUAAUAUGUUUAAAAAACCAGUCCUUUGAAGAUGCAGUGAAAUCUCCACACGGACACCUUUAGAUCUCAGAUGUAGCUGGUUUUGUGCUGAAAGCAGUUCACUAAAAUUAGUGUUUGUGAUCAGUUAAAGCUGUUACGUGUCUGUUGAGGGGAGCUAACAGUAUCUGUUCUCCAUUUUCAUGUCCGUGCAACAGCUCUAAAUUAAAUUACUUUCUCUUUUUACUUGUCAGCUGAUUCUGGUUUAAGUUUUUUUCCUCUUCAUGAUUUGAGCUCAGUGUAAAACAGGAAGCGACGGUGCCCGUCACACGUGGUUUUGCAGCUGACGGUCGUUGUUUUAUUUUCUCAACGGGCCACGUGAGAAACAUGGAGAGCCGAACCGAUCGCUCUGUUUGUUGUCCCUUUCACUGAGUGCGUCACUGCCAGCUCCUCUAAUCUCAGACUUUUUUGUUAUCCCAGAAAUGAAAAUGAGUAACUGUGCCACAGAGAACUCGGCUCUCAUCCAGAGCAGAGGGGGGAAAGUCAAAAUGUUUGCUUUGUUCUCAACUGAAGGUCCAGACUUCCCACAAUGUCUUCAGUCAAUCUUGUUAUCCAUGUAAGUCCAUGUCUCGUUGAAAACUCUUUCAUCUGUCAGGGCUGGUAAACUCACAAACGUCCAACACAUUUAUAGUGAAGCUGCAUUCGUUUGCACACAAGUUGUUUUGUGAUUUCCCAUAAAACUCACCCACAGUAAGCUGUUCUCUGAUGAAGAGUUUAUCAAAGGUGGCUGAAAUGAGACAAACCGCAUGAUGUUUGAAUCCUAAUUUCUCACUGACCUCACACAGGUCAAUCAGGGACAACCAACGGCCAGAUGUGACCCGCGGGCCACACAAUGUCCAGGGGUCCAGUGUAUUUACCACCCUGUCAGUCAGCAGUGUCCUUCCCUCUCACUGCUCUAAGUUGAGGAAAGUUUUACCCGGGGUCGCCUACCUUGUCGCCAGCAGUCACCGGCUUUUCUGCGGUCUCUUGUUGCUACAGUCAUUUCUUUGCGCAGCUGCCCUUUAAAUUUACAGCGAUGACUGGGAGCAACAUAAUUUUUGGUAAAUCUCACCCUAAAUUUUUCAUAUAGAAAUGAGAAAACUGAUAACUGACUUCAAAUGCAACUUCUCUGGAUACUUUGUAUAAGAGAAUAAAAAAAGUUUGUCAAAAUGACUAUUUGAAACCUUCAUUUGGCAGAGUUCACCUAAAAUAUUUGUCCAUCUAAUUAGCAGGUGGUGAAUUUCAUUAUCAACUCCCAGUUUAAUUCCAACUAUGCUAGUAUGAUGGUGAAACGGCAGGCAGCUGAAAUAAUGUCAAAAUUUAUGAAGAUAACCCCCCCAAAAAGCAGGCUGGACAGCGCAACAUUUUGUGACAAUCUGAAUUUUUUUUUUUUUCUUUCAUCUCGGUCAAACUUAGAUGAAUCAAAACAUUUUAGAAACGCACUGGAUUUCAUAUCAAAUGCUGUCGAAUGCUUGGAGCUCCUUUAGACUUUGGUGUGCGUGACACUUCAGUGACGUCCUCGCUGUGUCUGUAUGUGAAUGACGAUACGCACUUUAAUAACAGAUCCUCAAUGGAAGAAAAGUUACUUUGUUUCAAGAUGUCGAGAUUUCCUUUUUUUGUGUACAUCCUUCUGCGUGACACAGUUUGUGUGUAUCCGUUAAAGCGAAUGCUGGCUCAGCACAUGUACCAACGAUGCACACGACUGAAUAACUCCAUGUAAAGCAAAGAUGCCCACAGAAAAAGAAACGGUUGCCUCAGAUCAUGAGUUGGCUUUCGGCUCACUGAAACAAUAAUCAUAAAUCAUCAUAAUCAUCUUCAGUGUGUUUGAGGAGGAAGACCAAAGUGCUUUUAAUUUAACUGUAUUUGUCUCUGCUGAUUAAAGUGUUUUGUAGCGUUAUGAUUCAUGAUCUGUGUUUCUCUUUGGAAAUAUUUACUUUUUGUUUUAUCAUUCAUCUGUACAGGAUGUUUGUUCCUCACGCUCUUUAGGAAGGCAUGCUCGACAGUUUUUAAGGAAUGAACUGUUUGAAUUGUGUGUGUGUGUGAGUGAAUCUAAGGAAAGCACUCUGUGUGGUGAUGCUGUUUUCCAAGAGUCUCAAUAUUUAGAUUUUUUUUUUUUUUCCUUUUGGUGAAUUUGUCUGUACACAAGGUCUACGUUUUGAUAAGAAAAAUAAA